AAAGGUGGAGGGUGAGGCUGACCCAAAAAAAGAGGAGAUUGAGAUGGAGGAUAAAAAAGGAGGAUGCAGGGAGAGUGACAGGCGGGGCCAGGGAAGGUGAAGAGGGGGAAUAAGGAAGAAGAGAGAAAGCGGCUCAGGAAAAUCUGGAAGAUAGAGAUGAAGAGGAGGAUGGCUUUGAAAAAGCAGAGCGAGGAAGAGGCCGGGCCAACAAAUGAGAAGAGAAAAAGCAAUGAGGAUGAGGAGGAGCUCAGGAAGAAAACAAAGAAUACUGCAGAGGGGAAAGACCCGGGUCUAAAGAAGCAUUUGAUGAAAAUUAAGAACCAAAAAGAAGCAAAGCAAAAAGAGCUAAAAGAGGCGGAGCUUCAGAAGAUUGCUAAGAAAGGGCCCAAAGAGGCAGAGCUGCAGAGCAAGAUCGCUAAGGCCUCAUCAAAAACUAAGAAGAGAAAAAGCAAUGAGGAUGAGGACCUGCUUGAGAAGAAAACAAAGGACACUGAAGAGGAGAAAGACCCAGGUUUAAAAAAGAAUUUGGUGAAAAUUAAGAAGCAAAAAGAAGCAAAACGAAAAGAGCCAAAAGAGGCGGACCUUCAGAAGGAGAUCGCUAAUAAAGAGCCAAAACAGGUGGAGCUUCUGAAGGAAGUCAUUCAGCAGAAGAAAGAGGUGGGCAUACAGACUGAGAUGAUUAAUGCAGCACAGAAAGAGGCGGAGCUUCAGGAGGAGAUUACUCAGAAUGAGCAAAAAGAGCUAAAGCUUCUGAAGAAAAGAGCUAAAGCUUCUGAAGAAAAAUGA
Molecule: messenger RNA, 786 nt
Organism: Anguilla anguilla (European eel)
Lineage: Eukaryota; Metazoa; Chordata; Actinopteri; Anguilliformes; Anguillidae
Product: golgin subfamily A member 6-like protein 7
Exons: 1
Coding region: 157-786 (209 amino acids)
Source: RefSeq, a predicted model, not a curated record